CUCUCCACCGCAUCAGUGCGCUACACGAUCGAUCUGGAGAAGUGAUUGGGAUAACUAUGCGUGCCGGGCGUACAGUAACCGGUAGCAUAGGCAUGAUCAGCGAUAUCCUGUUUGGCACAGACAAGAGCGUGUUGGUGAUGGGAGAGCCGGGUAGUGGUAAAACCACCAUUAUCCGAGAAAUUGCGCGUGCUAUGGCUGAUUGUCGAUACGUCCAACGAAAUCGCAGGCGACGGGACAAUACCGCACCACUGUAUCGGCUUAGCACGACGAGUACAGGUAUGAAGAAGCCGUCUGCCUCGACUAUCCAGGUGCCCGAUCUAGCCGCACAGGGCCGGGUUAUGGUGGAGUGUGUGCAGAAUCACACACCGUCUGUGAUGGUCAUUGAUGAGAUCGGUCGUCCUUGUGAGGUAGCCUCAGCCCGCACCGUCAAGCAACGAGGUGUGCGCAUUAUAGCGAGUGCUCAUGGGGACAUGCGCAAACUCAGCAAGAAUGCGCAGCUGAGUGGCAUACUAGGCGACAGACAGAGCAGUAUCUUGUCCGGGGAAUCCCGACUACAAACAGGGUAUCUGACCCGAUUUUCGAUACAAUAA
Sphaeroforma arctica JP610 is the source of this 590-nucleotide messenger RNA. RefSeq lists its product as hypothetical. The record is from RefSeq and is a predicted model, not a curated record. Gene Ontology annotation, molecular function: ATP hydrolysis activity. NCBI's taxonomy places the organism in Eukaryota, Ichthyosporea, Ichthyophonida. The coding region runs from base 57 to 590 and encodes 177 amino acids. The transcript has 3 exons.